Messenger RNA from Neomonachus schauinslandi (Hawaiian monk seal), 1778 nucleotides. RefSeq names its product homeobox and leucine zipper protein Homez-like. The record is from RefSeq and is a predicted model, not a curated record. The transcript has a single exon. Lineage: Eukaryota; Metazoa; Chordata; Mammalia; Carnivora; Phocidae. Gene Ontology annotation, cellular component: nucleus. Gene Ontology annotation, biological process: regulation of transcription by RNA polymerase II. Gene Ontology annotation, molecular function: DNA binding; DNA-binding transcription factor activity, RNA polymerase II-specific.
AGCAGGCCGCACCGGGCGGGAACCCCACUCCCACCCCGGAGGCCCCCUGCCCUUUCUCCCCUUUUCCCCCCGGCCCAUGGUGCGAGGCUGGGAGCCGCCGCCCGGGCCGGACUGCGCUAUCUCUGAAGGGCACAAAUCAGAAAGCACCAUGCCUCCUAAUAAAGAGGCCAGCAGUCUUAAUAGCUCCCCGGCGGGGCUCAUCUGCCUCCCUCCAAUCUCCGAGGAGCUACAGCUUGUGUGGACCCAAGCAGCCCAGACCAGUGAGCUGGAUGGCAAUGACCACUUGCUACAAACCUUCAGCUACUUUCCCUAUCCCAGUCUAGCAGACAUUGCCCUUCUCUGUUUACGCUAUGGGCUGCAGAUGGAGAAAGUCAAGACUUGGUUCAUGGCCCAGUGCCUCCGCUGUGGCAUUAGCUGGUCAUCUGAAGAAAUAGAAGAGACUCGAGCCCGAGUGGUCUACCAUCGGGACCAGCUCCAUUUCAAAUCCUUUCUCUCUUUUACUCAUCAUGCAGGGUGGCCCCCAGAGGAGGUGCCUCCUUCUCCGAUGCGACCUCCAGAACAAGUGGGUCUUGGAAUAGUGCCCCUGACUCUUAGUGAGCCCACCCAGAUGAAAGGAUUGAAGGUGGAGCCUGAGGAGUCCUCAGAGCUGCUGAGUCACCAGAAAGCAAAGGAACCCCUGAUGGCACCUGGCAGUGGGACAUUCCCCCACCAAUCCGAUUAUUGGCAGAAUCUUCAAAGCAGUGGCUUCUCUAAGGAGCAGGCAGGCAGGGGUCCCAACCAGUCACAUGGCCUAGGUUCUGCUUCAUGGAAUCACUCCACAGCUGUCCACCAGCCACAUGCUCGGGAUAAGCUCCCACCAAUCUCACUACUUGCUAGUAGUUGUAAGCAGGAGUCAGCAUCUAAUAUGACUCCUCCUUCUUCCUCUACCUCUUCUUCCACUUUCCCGGUACUGGCUAACGGAGCUACUGCCACCUCUAAACCCCUCCAGUCACUGGGCUGUAUCUCACAGCCACUGUCACCCAAUGAACAGGCACUGCCCCCACAUCUGGAGCCAGCCUGGCCCCAAGGGCUAAGACAUAACUCAGUAUCAGGUAGGGUUGGCCCUGCAGAGUACCUUUCCCCAGAUAUGCAACGCCAGCAAAAGACCAAGCGCAAAACCAAAGAGCAGCUGGCUAUCCUCAAAUCUUUUUUUUUACAGUGCCAAUGGGCACGGCGUGAGGAUUACCAUAAAUUAGAACAGAUCACUGGCUUACCUCGACCUGAGAUCAUUCAGUGGUUUGGUGACACACGCUAUGCCUUGAAGCAUGGGCAACUAAAAUGGUUUCGGGACAAUGCAGUACCUGGUGCCCCUAGUUUCCAGGACCCAGCAAUUCCCAAACCCCCACCUUCAACCCGCUCCUUGAGUGAAUGGGCUGAGACACCACCUCUGCCGAACCCCCCACCCCCACCGGAUAUAUGACCCUUGGAGAGGUACUGGGCAGCCCAUCAACAGCUAUGGGAAAGUGAUAUCCCUCAACUGAGUCAGGCAUCAAGGCUUAGCACCCAGCAGGUACUGGAUUGGUUUGACUCUCGAUUACCUGAGCCAGCUGAGGUGGUGGUUUGUCUAGAUGAAGAGGAGGAAGAGGAGGAGGAAGAACUGCCAGAAGAUGAUGAGGAUGAAGAGGAGGAGGAGGAAGACGAGGAUGACGAUGAUGAUGUGAUCAUACAGGACUGAGUCGGGGGGACUAGGGGAGGGAAGGUCUGUUACUAAAAGAUGAACCAACUUAGUAACUGUUUAA